UAUUCUAAAAAUUAAAUAAAAAAUAUAAAAUUCCUCAUGUCCUUUUAUAGCUAUUUCGUAAAUGUUUUUUUGUAAUGAAACCUACAAAGUAAAUAUGAUUUCGUGUUUUUCAAUGGUACUUAAUGUUUAUUUUACUAUUAGUCCAUCAAAGUUUUCUUUAAUCUUAUUAUUUGCUACCUUAAGUAAAAAAACGCAUCUUAAGAACCAUGGAAAAAUAUGAGCUGUGAAAUUUAACAUGUUUUCCAAUUGGUUUGAGCUUAUAGCAUAAUAAACAAUACUCCUCCUACCAUUUAAGCGUUAAUCAGCGUAGCAAAAAAAACAUCAAUUGUUAUCUGUACCGCUGUUGAGCAAACAGUAUAUAAAAACAGAACUUCUGUUCAUAUACAGUCAGUGUAGGUCCGACAGUCAAGGAAGCUCACUUGUGGUUGUGAGAAGGAUAAGCAUUACUUAAACGAGGAAAAAUGGUAGUUCAUAUCAUUUUCGCAAUUCUACUUGCAUGCGUUAGCAGAGGUAGUGCAAGUCCAAUAGAUCAUCCGAUAUCUCCCUUCGCUGCUAACUACAUUGUCGAUGGAUCGGAUGCAGAGGAGAAUGCGGCACCGUAUCAGGUUUCACUGCAGAUUGAUGGUAACAGCACAUGCAGUGGAUCGAUAGUCGGUGAUCGCUGGAUAUUGACAGCAGAGCACUGUGUGCCAUUGUUACAAUUUUUCUCCGAACGAUCUAAUAACACUCGUGUUGUAGCAGGCACAAAUGAUUUGAAAAAGGGCGGCACACCGUAUUUUAUAGAUCGCUUUUUUAACUACGACAAUUGCUCAACGAUGCUAGUGCAUACAUUUAUGUUUAAUUCAACGCCUAAUGAUAUCGCGUUAAUACGUUUAACAACGCCGUUGAAAUUCAACGAGCGGGUAAAAAAGAUUGAAUUCACGACAGAAACUGUGCCGGAAAAUGCUACACUUACACUGACAGGAUGGGGACAAAUGAGAAAUGGGACGAGUCCUGCUAAGCUGCAAACCAUCAAUGCGCCCUCCAUAGGGAUUGAUCAUUGUCGGGCUAUUUAUAAUGAAACGUAUCUUAAUGACGGCACAAUUUGUAGUUUAUCAAAACGGGGCGAAGGAGCAUGUAUGGGAGAUUCUGGUGGCCCUGUGACAUGGAAAGGAAAACUGGUCGGUAUAUUCAAAGCAGUACACAACAAAGGGUGCGGUGAGGGAUUUCCAGAUAUCCACACAAGUGUUGCCUACUACUACAAAUGGAUAAAGGAUACUAUUGCCAACAAUAGCGUUUAAAAAUAGGAAUUGAACCGAUCAGAAGCAAGGUUUUAAAUAUAUUUUAAAAAGUGAUGAA
Anopheles coluzzii is the source of this 1338-nucleotide messenger RNA. RefSeq names its product chymotrypsin-2-like. The coding region runs from base 462 to 1280 and encodes 272 amino acids. Gene Ontology annotation, molecular function: serine-type endopeptidase activity. The record is from RefSeq and is a predicted model, not a curated record. Lineage: Eukaryota; Metazoa; Arthropoda; Insecta; Diptera; Culicidae. The transcript has 4 exons. Gene Ontology annotation, biological process: proteolysis.